ACGGUGUGAUGCAAAUCAGCUGUAUGUAUCAGAUAAAAUGGAUGGUCUGCAUUGAAGAUUGAACUGGAGAGUUGAUAUAAUCGUGAAAUAAAUUUACAUACAUAGUCUUUUUCACUAUAAAUGUUUUGAAAUUAUAUUAUGUAAUUUUAUAAGGUGGUUUUGGAGUUAGUGAUUUGUUAUGUCAUUCUAAAUAUUUUUAGAGAAUCAGGAAAUUUGACGCGAGCGUUGUGUAUCUCAGACGGGAUCAGUCGGUCUUUGUUGCGGCACGUCUCUUUGUUUGAGUAAAUUUCGGAGGGUUUAAACGUUCGCAAUGCUUAUUACAUGCAGAUGCUUGAAUGUUUCUAUUAAAACAAAGAAUUGUGAGUUCAUAAACGUAGACAUUGCGGAUUUGAGCUUAACAAUUCAUGAACAGAAUGACCGUUUCUUCAAGGAGGUGGAGUCUCAGGGCGUGUUCACCGUCGAGCUGGCCCUCAUCUCCAAGGAGCAGCCGAGCCUGGUGCUGGUCCGCGACGCCGGCGACUGGGUGGUGCACCACUGCCUGGGCUGCGGCGUCGGCACGCACGCCAUUCACCGCGAGAAGGGGGCCGCGCUCGUGCUGGUCAGCCGGGCAAUGCUGAUGAAUGCGGCAGAGAUAGACUCUCUGAAGAACAGCGAGCACUAUUCCAAAGUGUUCAGAAUAAUUAUAGAAUCUGAUGACAGCGCACCAGCUCCAAGCAAGUUUGCAGUGUCGCAGCUGCCGGCCCCGGCCCAGGCCGCGCUCUCCGCGCUGCAGCAGCAGCUGGGCGAGACGGUGCAGCAGGAGGCCGCUCGCACGGAGGAGAGGGUGCGGCAGUUCACCGAGGCGCAGUACGCUGCCCUCGAGGAGUUCCGGGAGCGAGCGCACAGGGAGCACCGGGUGCUUGCCAGGUUUGUGGUGCUGUGCGAGGUGCACGGGGUUCUGCAGCCCUCCCCGGAGGGCCUGGACACCCCCCCGUCGACCCCCGACGCCCGGCCGCCGCCCCCCGCCGUCGUGCCGGCCGGCCCCGGGGGCUCGAGGAGCGCCGCGACCCCCCCUCUCCGCCUGGGCCGCCACCUGCCGCUGUCUGCCGGCCCGCCGUCCCCCGCCGGCGGGAACAGCGCGAAGCCGGAGAAGCGCGCGGUGCCAGUGCGCCUGAUCACGCAGAUGUCGAGUCCCGCCCGGCGCUCGGACUCGCUCGACACGGAGGGCCUGUUCGACUUGGAAGGCAUGGAGGACAACCACACGGAGACCUUCCACUCCGAAGAUGAGAGCGAGUCUGACGACUCGGGCAGCCACGACGAGGGCAUCCACAUCCCGCGCGGCCGCGCCGACUCGCACGGCCAGAUGGCCAAGUCCUUGCCCGUCAACGUGCCCACGUUCCUCGCCAAGAACAAGGAGGAGUCCGAGGACAUGGACGAUGAAAGGUACCCACAAGAUCCGAUGGACAUUGCUGCAUCCAUCAAAGCUCUGGCGAAGAGCGUCCAUGGAGAAGCGAAUGUGUUUGGUGAUCUCCCACGGCCCCGUUUCAGCACGAAUAUCUGAUUGGCUUGAUUCGGAACAAGACAUUGUUGCUUUGAAAUAUCAUAGAUGUUAGAAAACCUUUCUACUGUCUUAUCAGCUUAGCAGAGAAAGAGAAGAGGGGAUUUUUGCAUUGUGUAUGUGUUUAUGGAAAGCAAGCAAUUCAUGCUAUGGAUGCUUAUUGGUACAAACAUUAUAGAUAGGAAUAGAAUCAUUGCAAUUCUGCAGAUAUUUGUGAAAACAUGGCCUCUCUACUAGGAUCGAAGAUCCUAUAUCAUGUAUUUAAUAUGUUUACAAUAGAUUGCAGUGUAUGAUCUGAAUUUCCCUUCCAUCAACAGAAUUGCCUUGAGGUGUUAACCAAAAGUGGAAGAUUUUUGGUAUGUAUGUAGUUCAGGAGACUAGUGUUGUUCCUUAAGUAUGAAUUUAUGAAUUUUAUCAAAUUAUGAGUUGUUUGAUUUGGGAAUGUGUAUUGCAGUGUGUUUCAAAAUAUUUGUUAAGCAUAUGUACUUUGCAGUGUACACUUCCUCAAAAUUGAAUGACAUACACAAUAUUCUAUAGUCCAGUUCAUCAGGCAACUAUCCUCGUAAUGGCUUAAAUUGUAUGUGUUGAAUGGGAUUUAAAAAUAACUUGCAACAAUUUCUAACUUGUUGCAGUUUGCAUGAUGUAGUUGUGUUUAUUGAUAACAUGGUGUAUAGGACGAGAAUUUUAUGCAAAUUUUAAUACCUUAAAAGGUGCUAAUCGUCUUAUAUGACAGGUCGUUUUCUGUGACAGUACUUGCAUUGCUGUUGCAUGGUGUCUGCACACCUGGCGGUACUUAUGCAGCUAUUCCACGGAGGACAGGGAAGAGCUAAGUUUAGAGUGAAUAGACUGGCUUACAUCUGUCCUUACUACUUUCACAGUUUGUUUUCUGCAUCUGUCAUGCUUUACUUGACGAUAUGGCGCUUUUUAGGUAUAUGCAACAGAAAAUGGAAGAUACAUGUGUAGUUAAAACUUAUCUCUCGCUAAUUUUUUUUUUUAUAAAAUUGCUGGUCGACCACAAGUUGGGAAACAUAGUGGAUGUACCCAUUGGCCGGUUGGUUUUUUGUGGAUAUUCCUUUAUCAUUCUGCUAAAGUGCGGUAAGAAAAGAACAUUUCACCCUUUUCACAUUUUCUUUUCGUCUGUCACAGCUGUCUGUCCUAGACUCGCACCUUCUCUAUGUACACAUAAUCUCUUCAUAAAAUGUCACACUAUAAUUCUCAUAUUGCAUGUGGUUAAGCGAGGUUGUGCCGUUUCAUGCCCGGUUGACCUCAAGUUUUUACGAAGGUGCCUCGUCUUAUGUCAGGGUGUCUACAGGUCCAUAAAGUCAAGGAAAAGUAAGGAAACUGCAGGCAAGUCCGAAAAUAAACAACAGUGCUGGAGGUCAUGAAACUCAAAAUCUUGAGUGGCAUUUUGCUAAUUUGCAGUUUGUUUUUUUAUGCCACACUUUUGUUAAUAGUUGCACAAUAAAAUAAAUAGUUAAAGCUAAUAGAAUUUCAUUCAGUGGAAAUUAUCACCGAAAUGGUUUUAUCUUUCAAACACAAAAAUUUUCAUGUUUGUGCCUAUAGCAGAUCUAUUUCGUAUUAUGUUUAUUCUUGCUUAGUUUAUACAAAAAUCACCCUAUUAUAUAAAAAUUGUAAUAAAAUUUUAUAAAAAAAAAUCCUAAAAUGUGAUGAUAUUGGGUCACCGGGUAUUUAAAAGUGCAUGGUCAUCGUAUGCUGUAAUGUUUUUGUUAGUGUAAUGACAACAAUGGUUAUAUUCAGUAUGUUUCAUGGUCUGUCAUGGAAGGGACAUGAGAAAGAAUUCCGUGCUUUAACACAUUAUCUCAAAAAUUUAGACCACCUAUUAAAGUGUUCGUACUGAAUAGACUUCUGAAUCUCCUAACUGAAACAAAGAAUUUCUCAAACGUUCUAAACAUGGUUUGUUCAUAUAUUUCUAAGAUGUUGCUCAGAACUCACCAGAUACUUCAAAGUGCAUCUAAACAUUGUUGUAAUAGCAUUCCCAGUACAAUGUGUGUUUUUUUCUUCAUAUACACUCAAAUUAUUCUAAAACUAUUUUGGAUAGCGUAGGUAACUUAUAAUUUUUAGUGCUCAUCUGCGUGGUUUCAUUUUAACAACGGAAUUUGCAAGACUGUAGUUUGAGGUUUCGAAAAUCACAAAUGAGACUGUACUGAUGAAAACAUAUAUUAUUAUUAAAUGGAUAAUCUUUCAGUGUUAGAUUUUUCUCUUGCAAUUGGUGUUUUUAAACAAAGUAUUAAAAAAAAUCCCUUUAAUUGUUAAGUUUGCAGAAACCCUGUAGUUAAGGCCACUAAUUUAAAAAAAGUUAAAUGAAAAUGCACAGCAAAUGUUUACAGAUUAAUUAAAAAAGAAAAAUAUUAAUGCUUGGCACUCCACUACUAUAUAGAAAAAGUUAAAUACUAGGGGUGCAUGAGUACUCAUAAUUUUGAGUUGAGUCAAGUUUUAAGUUCUCGACUAGAGCCUAAUAUUAAAGCUAGAAAGAUUAAGAGUAAUUUACUCUUUUAUCUGGGAAAAUAAAAACGCUCAUGUAACAUCACUUAUACAAACCUGGAUUAUAUACCCAGUAAUUGUGAAGCUCGCUUAACGCAGUUCAGUAGAAAACAUGAUUAUUUUACGUAGAAUUGAUUAAAGAGGAAUUUGUUACAAUUUGAGUACAUCAGCAAUGCAACGCUCAUAUUAUUUGCCAUUUCAUUAUCAUGAAAAAUGUAGAUAAUUAAGUAUUGAAUUUUUUAGCGAUGGUGGCUGAUUUUACAAAAUAUUGUUCUGUAUAGAUGAUGAAUAUUUUGUUUUAUGUAUUUGUGGUCAUUUAAUGCAGCGUGAUUAUAAUUUUGUUUGUUAACCUAUACUACAAAAACAAAAAUUACGAUGGGACAAACAAAUCCUCACAUACCAUUAAAUAUUUGUAUUGGAAGGGUAUGAUAUCCUAGGAAAACGAUUGGAAGAAAAAUGUUAGAGCAAAUAAAAAAAAAAUAUAAAAUUCCACACUGAUAAACUAAAGUUUACUAGGCCAAUAUUUUCCUUCAUACCUAUCCUGUUACCAUUCCUAAAAUGAUGUACUUUUAAUAUGUAAUUAUAUAAAUAAAAUUACAAUACCUAUUGAUUCUAGAAACUUAGUAGUUUGUAAAACAACCAUUUAAAGGGUAGAAUAUUUCAGCACCAUAGUUAAUAUUUUUCAUUAAUUGUACAUUGUUUUAUUUUGAUCCUUGACACCCAAAUUUGGAUUCAAUGGUUACAUUCGAGGUACUCUCUAGAAUGUAGAUUUGAGAUAUUUGGGAUUUGACCCACCACUACAAAAAAUAUAACUUCUAUGCAAGGGCCAUACUCAUAAUUUUAUAUAAUUCGCUUCCACGUAAAUAUUAUUUAUAUAGUAUGUCAAAAAAAACAUACAAAA
Messenger RNA from Bacillus rossius redtenbacheri, 4940 nucleotides. RefSeq names its product proline-rich AKT1 substrate 1 (gene PRAS40). Bases 311 to 1540 code for a protein of 409 amino acids. Gene Ontology annotation, biological process: negative regulation of TOR signaling; neurotrophin TRK receptor signaling pathway; negative regulation of protein kinase activity. NCBI's taxonomy places the organism in Eukaryota, Metazoa, Arthropoda, Insecta, Phasmatodea, Bacillidae. The transcript is spliced from 8 exons. Gene Ontology annotation, cellular component: cytoplasm. The record is from RefSeq and is a predicted model, not a curated record.